GUACAGGCAGGGGUACAGGCGGGGUGGUACAGGCAGGGGUGCAGGCUGAGGUGCAGACAGGCGUACAGGCAGGAGUGCGGGCAGGGCUGGGACCGGCAGGGGGUCACGCAGGGGUGCAGGCUGGGCUGGUAUAGGCAGGGCUGGUGUAGGUAGGAGUACAGGCAGAGGUGGUACAGGCAGGGGUAUGGACAGGGCUGUGGGGCAGGCAGGAGUACAGGCAGGCAGGGGUACAGGCGGGACAGGUGGAGGCAGGGGUGCAGGCAGGGCUGUGGGGCAGGCAGGGGUACAGACAGGGGUACAGGCAGGGGUACAGGCAGGGCUGGGGCAGCCCCUGUCCCCACGUGACGCCCGCGCCGCGCGGGGGCGGCUCCGGUUCAUUCAUAAAUCCCGGGGCCGCCCCGCCGCACCGAGCGCAGCGGCGGCGAUGGAGCCCCGAUCUCGGUUGUAGGACACGCUCAGGCCGGGACGGACCAUGAGCGAUGACCCAACACCCUGGGACAACGCGACCGAGAGCGCCACGGCGGUGCCCGGCGAGGUGUCCCCCCAGGAUGGGUACGUGCUGCUCCUCGCCCUGCUCUCCAUCUUCAUCGGGGGCACCCUGGUCCUGCUCUCGGGCAUCCUGAUCAUCUGCCGGCGCUGCUGCGAGGCCGACCGCCGGCACUCCAGAGCCAGCGAUGACCCUGAGAAAACCAACACCACUUACCUGGAUGACUCGCAGCCAGCGCAGGAUAUCACUGUCAAAGUGGAGGACCCCGAGUGCCUGUCGUCCUCCAGCUACCGGGAUGCGGAGAGCGAGCGGUUCCUGUCCUCCAGCUCCUCCACCGCCCGCCGCGUCUCCUUCAACGAGGCCGCGCUCUUUGACCAGAGCAAGAAGACCCAGGAGAAGGGGAGGAGGUACACGCUGACAGAGGGGGACUUCCACCACCUGAAGAACGCCCGCCUGACCCACCUGCACCUCCCGCCACCCGCCCUCAAGAUUGUCACCAUCCACGAGUGCGAGUCCAGCGAGAACAGCCUGGCCAUGACCCCCCGCCUGCCCCCACCCAAGCCCGGCCUUGCCAUCUUCCAGCGCCCUGCAGGGGCCCUGCCCCAGCCGGUGCUCCCCAGCCAUGCCGUGGGCCCCAGCUCUGCCCUGCCCGGGGACACCUACAACUCCACCGUGGACACCAGCUUCACUGAGGCCAGCCCGGCUGCCUCCUCCGACUCCGGGGAGGGCCCCUCGUUUGCAGCAGCCCCCAGGAGCGGGAAGGCAGCUGGGGUGGGCAGUGCCAGCCCCGGGGAGCCCCCUCCGACCCCCCCCCAGGGCCCCGUCCUGCAGUUCUUCACCCGCCUGCGCCGCCACGCCAGCCUGGACGGGGCCAGCCCCUACUUCAGGAUCAAGAAGUGGAAGCUGGAGAGCACCCAGCGGGCGUCCAGCCUGGACACCAGAGGGUCCCCCAAGCGCCGGCAGUUCCAGCGGCAGCGGGCGGCCAGCGAGAGCAUGGACCAGGAGGACCGGGACCCCCACCAGACCGACAUCAUCCAGUACAUCGCCCACACCGACGACGUGGCCUUCCACCCCGCGGGGGGCCCCUUCCUGCCCUCCCCCGCCAGCCCCCCACCCUCUCUCGGCAGGCUAGAGCCGGGCGAGGGGGGCGCGGGCAGCCCCGGCGAGGCCGGCGGCCCCGAGCAGCCCAGCGCCUACCACGACAUCUGGAGCCUGCGCGCCUCGCUGGAGCUGUACGCGGCCUCCGAGCGCAGCAACGACCAGGACUCCGUGCGCAGCGACGGCGGGGACAGCGUCUCCUCUGCCGGCGGCGUGGCCCCCUGCCCCUCCUCCUCCCUGGACGAGGCCGAAGGGCCCGAGGAGAAGUUCUGGGGUCGGUCCAAGACGGAGGAGUCGGAGCCCGGCACCCGCAAGCUGCUGCAGAUGGACAGCGGCUACGCCUCCAUCGAGGCGCCGAGCCGGGGGGGCGAGGAGGGGCCCCCCAAGGACCAGACGGCCUCCGAGAAGCGCAUUUGCUUCACCAGCGCCGGGCGGAAAGGAACCAUCUUCGAGAGCUUCGAGGGCCGGGAGCCGGAGGAGGAGGAGGAGGAAGAAGAGGAGGAGGAAGACGGGGGGAGCACGGCCCUGGGCGCAGCGGGUGGGGGACACCUCCGUCCCCACAGCCCCCUGGCCUGGUCGCCGUACGGGCAGAUGUUCCCGGGGCGGGAGGCGCUGCCCCGGCGGGAUUACAGCAUCGACGAGAAGACGGAUGCGCUGUUCAACGCCUUCGUGCGCCACGACCCCCAGUUCGACGAGUCGCCGCUGCGGGGGAAGCACCGCUCCCGCACCCACCUGCGCAAGCAGUGGCAGCACGCGAAGCAGUUCAGCGACCCCGGCGUGCGGUACCCGGCGCUGGAGCGGCACCGGACGCCCCUGCGCCGCGGCGACAGCGCCAACUACCCCCUGGACGCCCGGUUCCACAGCCCCCUGCCCCGCAUCGUCAGCGCCGGCGACGAGGAGGCGGCCGAGGCGGCCGAUGGGGUCCCUCCUGCCCCGGCACUGCCCGACCCGGAGAUCCAAGUGAUUGUGGAGGAGCCCGGCGAGGCGGCCCCCGAGCCCAAGGCUGGCUCCGAGCCCCCUGAGGACGACGACUGCCCCGGCCCCGGGAGGUGCCUGGGGCUUGGCUCUGGCUCGGAGCUGAUGGACAAGAUCACCGGUGGCCUGGAGGAGCGGCUCUAUGGGCACCUGAGGAGAGCGGGAGAGACCCCCGAGCCCGCGGUGGCCGUGGCGGCCAGUGAUGCCCCCCCCGACCACAGCCCGGUCUAGGCCCACCACGAGGGGGAGAGACCCUGGCAUGGGGGGACUUGGUCCCCACUAGAGUUCGGGGCUCCAUCCCCUCCUGCUGCCGGCGUGGGGACCAGCCCGGUGCCCAGUGCCCUGUGGGAAGGGUGUCCCGGCCUGGGAAGGCCAGGAGGGCAUGUGGGGUCCCCUGGCUGUACCCCCCACCACGGGGGUCCAGUAGCGUGGGGUGGCCGAGCCCUCUGGCUCCCGGGAGCGAGGUGCCAGGAGAGGGCCCGGGCUGGGGGUGCCCCGGGGGUCGGGGCGCAGAGAAGGAGCCGAGCGUCGGUCGGGGGUCAGUGCUGGGGGACUUUUCUGACCCCCCACCCCACUGAGCCCCCGGCAGAGCCCCGAGCCAGCUCCGCUCUCCCCUCUCUCCGUGGUUUUACAAGCAAUAAGCCUCUCCUCCAGCCGGGAACGUCCUGCCAGGAAGGGGCCGGAGCUGGGUGUUCCCCACCGGGGGAUGCUGCGGUGCCACCCUGGCAGGGGGGGUAGUUUGAGGAGGGGAGAGUCACCUCCUCAAUCCCACAGUCCCCCCAGUUCUGCAGGGAGCCUGGGAUCUAAACUGGAAGCGGAGGGUCUGGGGCAGGGGGCUGCUCGAGGGGCCACGGGGGAGCUGGGGGUCCUGCAGUGGCAGCCUGGGCUGGGCAGGACCGACCCUGGGGGCCCCAUAAAUGCCCCCUGGAGGGGUGGGGGCUGCUCAGGUGGGGGUACAGGGUGAGAGCAGAGCAUGGGGUCCCCAGUGCACACUGUGGGUGACCCCCAGUGUCUCCCACCCUCUGGGGGCUCAGCGGGGGCUCGAGGCGCCCGGAGGAUAUUUAUUAUUUUUACAGAGGUGGCUGCUGCUCCGGGGUGGGGUUUGCUUUUACUGGGUUUUUAUUUGUGUUUCAAAGGAUGGGGGGAAAAAAAAGAGAAAAAAUCCUCACCCCAGCCCAGCCCCAGCUGUGGCACCUGGGACUCGGCAGCAGGGGAGGGGACAGGCAGGGGCCCCCAGACCCCAUUGCAUGUGAGUAGAGGCCGGGUCCCCCCUUCCCUCUGCGCAGGCUCUGCCCAAAGCCCUCCCUCCAUCAACCCCGCGUUUUUAAGUCUAUAAACAAAGGAGAAAAAACAAAA
This is a messenger RNA of Lepidothrix coronata (blue-crowned manakin), 3916 nucleotides long. It is a transcript of the gene CBARP, whose product is annotated as CACN beta subunit associated regulatory protein. The record is from RefSeq and is a predicted model, not a curated record. Gene Ontology annotation, cellular component: secretory granule; plasma membrane. Bases 473 to 2791 code for a protein of 772 amino acids. Gene Ontology annotation, molecular function: transmembrane transporter binding. Lineage: Eukaryota; Metazoa; Chordata; Aves; Passeriformes; Pipridae. Gene Ontology annotation, biological process: negative regulation of voltage-gated calcium channel activity; negative regulation of calcium ion-dependent exocytosis. The transcript has 10 exons.